CCAUAGUUCAGCUCAGCUGCUGCCCCACCACACCUUGAGUCCCUCUACCGAGAACACACAUAUUCUCUUGCAGAAAAAAACCUACAGUUUCCUAGUAGUGUUUGAAUAUGUCGUUCGGCGGUUCUCAGAUUCCUGUUAUCGUUCUGAAAGAGGGAACGGACGAUUCACAAGGUCGUGGUCAAUUAUUGUCGAAUAUCAAUGCAUGCGUUGCCGUGCAGGAGACGAUUCGGACUACACUCGGUCCUUUGGGAGCGGAUAAGCUUCUUGUUGAUGAAAAAGGUGAAAUGGUGAUUUCAAACGAUGGUGCCACGAUUAUGAAGCUAUUGGAUAUUGUCCAUCCUGCAGCGAAAACAUUAGUUGAUAUUGCCAGGGCGCAGGAUGCCGAAAUCGGAGAUGGAACGACAUCUGUUGUUGUUCUUGCUGGCGAAUUGCUUCGGGAGGCACGUGCGUUUGUUGAAGAGGGCGUUAGCUCUCACCUAAUCAUCAAAGGCUAUUGGCGUGCCGCACAACUUGCUGUCAAUAAAAUCAAAGAAAUUGCAGUUCGCAUCGAUCGUGAAGACGAGACGCGUUUUCGUGAUCUGUUGAAGAAGUGCGCAAGCACCGCCAUGAAUUCCAAAUUGAUCCGCUCCAAUUCAGCCUUUUUUACGAACAUGGUUGUGGAUGCUGUACUCACGUUAGAUCAAAAUGAUUUAAACGAGAAUAUGAUUGGCAUAAAAAAGGUACCGGGUGGGGCCAUGGAAGAAACGGAACUCGUUGACGGUGUCGCAUUCAAAAAGACAUUCUCUUACGCCGGUUUCGAACAACAACCCAAAUUUUUUACAAAGCCUAAAAUUUUGUGUCUUAAUGUCGAACUUGAACUGAAGGCUGAGAAGGACAACGCUGAGGUUCGUGUUGAGCGAGUCGAUGAGUAUCAAAACAUCGUUGAUGCAGAAUGGCGCAUUAUUUUCUCAAAGUUAGAGUCAAUUGUUGCGUCCGGUGCUCAGGUUGUUUUGUCAAAGCUUCCUAUCGGCGAUCUUGCUACCCAAUACUUUGCUGACAGAAACAUAUUUUGUGCGGGUCGCGUUGCUUCUGAUGAUUUGGAUCGAGUCGUUCAGGCUGUCGGUGGAAGUAUACUAUCCACAUGUUCCAAUAUCCAGCCCUCUCAAUUGGGUGAAUGCAACAAAUUUGAAGAACGUCAGAUUGGUGGUGAACGAUUUAAUGUCUUCAAAGGUUGUCCAAAGGCAAAGACAUGUACUUUGAUUUUACGCGGAGGUGCCGAACAAUUUAUUGCCGAGAUUGAGAGGUCCUUACACGAUGCUAUUAUGAUCGUGAAACGUGCUAUCACCAAUAAUCAGAUUGUUGCUGGUGGAGGUGCUUGUGAAAUGGAACUUUCAAGGUGCUUACGCGAGUACUCACUUUCAAUUACUGGAAAGCAACAGAACUUCAUUGCUGCAUUCGCCCGUGCGCUCGAAAUUAUACCUCGCCAACUUUGUGACAAUGCUGGUUUCGAUUCGACUGAUUUGCUCAACAAGUUGCGUAUGCAACAUGCCAAGGGAACAACAUGGGCUGGCAUUGAUAUGCAGAAUGAAUGUAUAUCUGACAACAUGAAGCUCUUUGUCUGGGAGCCCAGUACAAUAAAGGAGAAUGCCAUUAUGUCGGCAACGGAAGCCGCAACGUUAAUUCUUUCCGUCGAUGAGACUAUAAAAAAUGAACCUUCUGCUCAACCGCAAGCACCCGGGGCAUUGCCUCCUGGUGCAGCAAAUAGAGUUCUUCGUGGAAGAGGUCGUGGAAUGGCGCGCUAAUCUAUUUUACGAAACCGUAGUUUGUUUAGUUAGUCCAGAUAUCAAAUAAAUACUACGUUAUUCUAAUGGCGAGUGACAUGUUCAACUUUGCGUUAUUGGUCCG
This is a messenger RNA of Schizosaccharomyces japonicus yFS275, 1884 nucleotides long. RefSeq names its product chaperonin-containing T-complex eta subunit Cct7. Gene Ontology annotation, molecular function: ATP hydrolysis activity; ATP binding; ATP-dependent protein folding chaperone. The transcript is spliced from 2 exons. Lineage: Eukaryota; Fungi; Ascomycota; Schizosaccharomycetes; Schizosaccharomycetales; Schizosaccharomycetaceae. Gene Ontology annotation, biological process: protein folding. The record is from RefSeq and is a predicted model, not a curated record. Gene Ontology annotation, cellular component: chaperonin-containing T-complex; cytoplasm. Bases 108 to 1781 code for a protein of 557 amino acids.